This is a messenger RNA of Tripterygium wilfordii, 964 nucleotides long. Its product is annotated as PITH domain-containing protein 1. Lineage: Eukaryota; Viridiplantae; Streptophyta; Magnoliopsida; Celastrales; Celastraceae. The record is from RefSeq and is a predicted model, not a curated record. The transcript has 9 exons. Bases 105 to 719 code for a protein of 204 amino acids.
GAAACGGUGCAUUUUGGUCUUUUCGUGUUAAGGUGGGUUUUUCGAGAAUUUUUGUUCUUCUUCAUCACAGUUUUGCGAAAGAAGCACAGAAUCCGAAGGCAGAGAUGGCGUGCUUACAUGACCACAGUUGUGAAGAUCACGACUGCUCUGCUGAUUGGUCUCUCUACAAACACAUAGACCUCUCCAAGGUGUCUGCAUUAAAUGAAGCUGUUCCAGGAAGUGUAAAGUCUGUUUUUAAAGCCUGGGAGCAUCGGCUUAAUUCAUCUGGGGAACACUUGGAAAGCAAUGAGGGUGAUCCUGAAUUGCUUGUAUUCAUCCCAUUUACAUCAGACGUCAAGAUAAAGUGUAUUUCAAUUGUUGGCGGUGCCAAUGGAACAAGUCCUUCAAAGAUGAGGGCAUUUAUCAAUCGAGAUGGCAUUGACUUCUCUGAUGCACAAAGUAUGCAAGCCGUUCAGGAAUGGGAUUUGGCUGAAAAUUUGAAUGGAGUGUUAGAGUACCAGACAAGAUAUUCCAAAUUUCAAAGUGUGGGGAACAUAACGCUGCAUAUUCCGGAGAAUUUUGGUGGUGACACAACUCAAAUAGAGUACAUUGGGUUUAAAGGUGAAGCCACCCAGCUAAAGAGAGAUGUUGUGGCAACAAUUGUUUAUGAGCUGAUGCCCAACCCUUCAGACCACAAGACACGGGCUGAAAGUGGUGGUGGUAUUUCGCAUGUGGAAUGAAGAAAUUCUUGAUAAUUCUCAACAGAAAUGGAUGUCUGCUAGUAAACGAGGAUAACCGAUGAUAAAACACUGGUUAAAAAAAAUAAAAAGUGUACAGUUCAACUGUGCCUUGAGGUAUUUUAGCACGUUCAGGCUUGUGAUCUUGAAGUUAUCUGCUUAAUUAAUAAUUACAAUCUUGCAAUCUUGGGACUUCCAGCUUAUUGGGGUAUGACUAAUUCCUUCCUUUUUCCCUUGAUUUCUUGGAA